AAUAAAGCCACCGUAAGCGAAAAGCAAUAGAAUUGAGAGAGAGAGAGAAAGAGAGAGACUCUUCUUCUGUCUCUUUGAUUUGAUCAUUUCAAUCUCCAAAUCAAUUCUUUCUAUAUACUCGCAAAGUGCAAAAUUCCAAUCUUUCGCGUAUUGGGUUCCCGUUUCCGAUCGAUCCAAUUCUCUUCCCAUGGCUACGAUCGGACACAACAAUCUCAAUGCCAAAUUGGUUCUCCUCGGGGACAUGGGUGCCGGGAAAUCCAGCCUCGUUUUGCGCUUUGUCAAGGGUCAAUUUCUCGAAUUUCAGGAAUCAACGAUAGGUGCAGCGUUCUUUUCCCAGACACUUGCUGUAAAUGACGCAACUGUGAAGUUUGAGAUUUGGGACACAGCAGGACAGGAGAGGUACCACAGCUUGGCUCCCAUGUACUACAGAGGCGCUGCUGCUGCUAUCAUUGUCUAUGACAUCACUAGCUCAGACUCCUUUACCCGAGCUAAGAAGUGGGUCCAAGAGCUUCAAAAGCAAGGAAAUCCUAAUAUGGUCAUGGCUCUUGCUGGUAACAAAGCUGAUUUGGAAGAUAAGAGGAAAGUGACAGCUGAAGAAGCACGCGUAUAUGCUGAAGAAAAUGGUUUAUUUUUCAUGGAGACCUCUGCCAAAUCUGCAACCAACGUUAAUGAUGUAUUCUAUGAAAUAGCCAAGAGGCUACCGAGGGCACAGCCAGCUCAGAACCCAGCAGGGAUGGUUCUUGUGGAUAGACCCGCCGAAGGAACUAGGGCUGCAUCAUGUUGUUCAUAAAUAUUUGAGCUUUAUUUGCACCCUUUUUAAUUAAAUCAUGUUUUCUGUGGUUUGUAUGUACUACACGCUUUGAUGUCACUGUUAUGUGGGCUGCAACUUUACGAAACACAACUUGAUGCUGCAAAAUAUAUCCCUUGCAUGUGUCCCAUGAUUUGAGGUGAAUAGGCAUGAAUCUUAAGUUUCAUUAGUAUGUUUCUUGACAAGAUGAUUAGUGAUUCUUUGCAUUCUCCCCUAAUAAUCUGAGUUGUUUGUUAUUGUUCACA
Molecule: messenger RNA, 1053 nt
Organism: Cajanus cajan (pigeon pea)
Lineage: Eukaryota; Viridiplantae; Streptophyta; Magnoliopsida; Fabales; Fabaceae
Product: ras-related protein RHN1
Molecular function (GO): GTP binding; GTPase activity
Source: RefSeq, a predicted model, not a curated record